GGAAUAGCGCCCUCAUCCGCCGCGAAGAAGGCAGCCGCGAACGCCGACUCUGCGCGAGGAACGGAAGGAAGAAGGAAGGAACGCCCUUUCCACCGCUCGACGAUCCGGCAGCCGGAGUUCAGGUGCUCUGUGGUUAUCGUCACUGUUGUUUGACCAUCAGCAACAUCUUCAGCAUCUCUUUUCUUGGCAAUAUCUUUUGGUUUGAGAGUACAUUUGACUGAAGCGGUGCUUACCAUGAAUAACUAUCAUGCUCAGCCGCUCCCUCCAGGAGUUCAAUCAUAUGCUCAAUAUCCACCUAACCAACCUCCUCGGCCAUCCACUUCAGCUCCUUCUUAUCAUUCUGACAAUGCUGUGGGACCUCACUAUCAAUUUGGUGGAUUUGGAAACCACUCGUUGCCUCUUUCUCCUAAUUUUGUUCAAAACACAAACACUCAAAGCUUUUAUCCUUAUGCUGCAACACCUCUGGCUAAUUUUGCUCAAUAUGCUCCAAAUUUGUCGGGCCAGAACCCUUAUGGAAUUCAACAUGUCAGUGAAUCUCACUCUAACAUCCUUGCCGAUCCAAAUUUAACUCCCAAAUCCUAUGGAUCUUUAAAUCCAGAUGGUUCUAUUCACAGUGUGGUCCCAAGCCCUGUUGUUCACUGUAAUUCUUCAUUCCAUAGUAGUCAAUCCAAUGGCGAACAAACUUCACAUCUGCCAACGCAAAGUCCUGUAGUUUACAUGGAAGUGCAACAGAAAAUGAAUUCUGGGGAAGUAAAUUACUGUCAGACCAGUGAAGUUAGGACUUCUCAACAGGUCAAUGCUCAGCAAGGUGACUCAUUGUCUUCGAUGUUGAAUGGCCCUGAAGAGCAGGUGCCUCAAAAACUAAAUUUGAAGGUUGCGGAGAUACCCCAGCAUAUGGAUAGUUCAAAGCAUCAAGAGACAGGCUCGGUUGAUGCAAAGAUCGAGAGGUAUGAUGAUACCAUGUUCUCAGUUACUCAAGACUCUGGUUUGAAAAAUCUCUCUGAAGAAUCCAACAGACUGCCAGAUAAUGCUAGUGCAUCUCCUGUUUAUGCCAGCAAUUUUAUUGAAAGUGCUCAGGAUAUUGAGACUGCCGCUCAAAAUGCAGUGCUCCGAGAACAAGAAGUUGCGACUCGAAAUGUCAUACGCAAUCAAAGAGAGGCGAAUGUUGCGACUCGACCUCCUGAUGACGAUGCAGACAUCUUCAAAGAACGUCGUGACCCCAAUGCCUUAAAAGAACAUUUACUGAGGAUGGCAUCUGAGCAUCGUGCAGAGAUGGCUUUAAAGCGGGGGAAGGCUUCCUCUCCUGAAAAUGGUAAUUUAGAAAUUGGAAAUGGAUAUGGUGUACCUGGAGGAGGGGCUUACGCUGUUGCUGCGAGGCCCGAUGUUACUAUGCCCAGACGUGUCGGGAAUGAAGAAUUGUCUGCUGCAAAAGAAUUGCCAGAGUAUCUUGAGCAGAAAUUGAAAGCACGUGGCAUAUUAAAGGAUAAUAAGGCCGAUAAGGAUCCUGUUGCAGCUGUGAAUAAGUUGGACAUACAGUCAGCUCAGAUCUCGCGGAGUGGAAGGUUGCCUCCUGGAUGGAUUGAGGCUAGAGACCCAGCAACUGGUGCUCCGUACUAUUAUAAUCAAAGCACUGGGAAGAGUCAGUGGGAAAUUCCUCAACAAACUUCUUCUGCUGGCCACUCUCCAUCAUCAUUUUCUCUUCCAGAAAAUUGGAUUGAGGCAUUUGAUGAGGCGACAGGUCAUAAAUACUAUUAUAAUACGGCGACACAUGUAUCGCAAUGGGAGCGUCCUAGUUCAUCUGAGCCGGUUGCUUCACAACAUGAUACAAGCUCGGUGUCUCAAAGUGCAGCUAACAAAAAUUGUGACGACCAGUCAUCUCAUCUGACGAGAUGCAUGGAAUGCGGUGGCUGGGGACUGGGUCUUGUGCAGUCUUGGGGAUACUGCAACCAUUGCACUCGAGUUCUUAAUCUUCCUCAGAGCCAGUACAUAUCAAGCAUUUCAUAUAACUAUCAGCAGAUCAGCAUUAAUGCAAAAGGAGAAGAUACUGAGAGAAAGUCCUCCAAGGACAGGUCUGGCUGGAGACCUCCUAUAGGAAAGAAAAAUAAAAAAGAUAGCAGGAAACGUGCCUUUUCUGAGGAUGAUGAGUUGGAUCCCAUGGACCCAAGCUCUUACUCAGAUGCUCCUCGUGGAGGAUGGGUUGUAGGCUUGAAAGGAGUACAACCACGUGCAGCUGAUACCACAGCCACGGGUCCUCUGUUUCAACAGCGGCCGUACCCGUCUCCUGGAGCUGUCUUAAGGAAGAAUGCAGAAAUUGCUUCACAAAGCAAGAAACCCAACUCUCGUUAUGCACCUAUAACAAAGAAAGGGGAUGGCAGUGAUGGACUAGGCGAUGCUGACUAAACUCGGGAUAUAGUCUCAAUCAGAUUUAAGUGGUGAAAGAAUCCUCAAUGCUGCUUUUUGUGUCGCCACUGAUGCUUUGGGCGUGUAUGCUUCCCGCCUUCAGAUGUGCUGGACAUGGUUUGGAUGACAUACUGGCAAUGGAACUUUCCUGAGGGUAUUUUGCUAAGAAGAGGGAAUAUAUGCCCUUUUACUUUCCAAAUACAGAAGCCUGCUAAUGUGUCGAGCACGUGUGAAAUUGAAGAGGCGGCAUUUGAAAUGACUUGUUUCUUCAUCAUAAUGCAAGUAUAGCCUAGAUCAAUUGCCUGAA
Messenger RNA from Syzygium oleosum, 2707 nucleotides. RefSeq lists its product as uncharacterized. Bases 235 to 2400 code for a protein of 721 amino acids. Lineage: Eukaryota; Viridiplantae; Streptophyta; Magnoliopsida; Myrtales; Myrtaceae. Gene Ontology annotation, biological process: alternative mRNA splicing, via spliceosome. The transcript has 14 exons. The record is from RefSeq and is a predicted model, not a curated record. Gene Ontology annotation, cellular component: cytoplasm; nuclear body. Gene Ontology annotation, molecular function: protein binding; ribonucleoprotein complex binding.